Aspergillus fumigatus Af293 is the source of this 954-nucleotide messenger RNA. RefSeq names its product amino acid permease. The transcript is spliced from 3 exons. The coding region runs from base 1 to 954 and encodes 317 amino acids. NCBI's taxonomy places the organism in Eukaryota, Fungi, Ascomycota, Eurotiomycetes, Eurotiales, Aspergillaceae. The record is from RefSeq and is a predicted model, not a curated record.
AUGGGUGGUGCUUCCUGUUGCCCAAUCCCUUGGCCAAGUGGGCCAAGAGUGUCAAGAGAAACGACGCAUAAUGAUACUGCAGAAGACGAAGAUGACCUGCAGCUGCUGAAACUAGGCUAUCGAGCCGAGCUGGCUCGCGCUUGGGUUGCAUUUGACAACGUUACCUUCUCCUUCGCUGCGCUGCACUGCAUCGGCGGUAUUCGUGUGUUUUUCUACAUUGUUCUGAGCGCUGGUGGACCAGCUGCCAUGUAUGUCCUCAUGAUCAUCGUCUUUGUCGACUGUAACUCACAGUACGAAGGUGGAGCUCAUGGGAUCAAUCUACUACUGGGCAUGCCGUUCAUGAGGAGGCGGCAAGGUUGCCGGUUUGUGUCUUUCCUUGCUGCGGCGUUGACGCUGGUCGCUUGGACUUCGUUCCUGGCAACCGACUCGUUCGGGGUGGCCAACUAUGCCAUUUCUCAUGUGGUUUUCCUAGCGGGCUUCAUUGUUGUUGUGAUUGACAUCCUCCUGAAUAGGAUCUGGCUGCCUAUCGGAGUCUCCAAAACCUAUGGUUUCCGACCCGCCGAGUAUGGCUUCACCUCCACUUACAACGGAGGAGGUAUGGCCCCCAGCCUGAACUGGAUUCUGUCCUGGUAUCUGCCUGCCCGCUGUCUCGUCGGUCAGCACGCAUCUGGCCAUAUUGCCGAAGAAACAGUCACGGCCCGGAAAUCCGCCGCCAACGGAGUCUUUUGGUCGACCGUGGCCUCAUCGCUAUGCGGUCUCCAUUAUCAUCCUCUUCCUGUUCUGCAUGCCCACGAUCGAAACAUUCCACGACGCAGUGUACCACAGCCAUUUAUCAACAUGUACGUCAUGGCUCUGGGUUCCCAUGCUCACGCCGUCGCAGCAACAUUCUCGCUGGUCUGUCUGGCGGCCGCGAAUACGAAUCGAACCACCAGUCGUUCAUCCAGAUCAUUGUAG